CUGAGCCUGCCCAUGUUCCUGGACUCGGACCUGCCUCUGGUCCACAGGGACUACUUCUCCCCGGCCCGUGGUUCCGGACAGGAGCCGCUGCCCGACCCGGUUCGGCAGCUGCUGCUCCCGGUGCGGACCGGCACCGACCCGACCAGCCUGUCCGGAGCCACCGUCAGGACGUCGUGCGAGCGGAACCGGAUGCAGCUGCAGGUGGACCGGAGGGUUCUGGGCCUCGGGGAGCCGGUGACCCACCUGAGACUGGGCUCGUGCCGGGUCAGCAGGUCCACUCAGGACCUGCUGUACUUUGAGCACGAGCUGCACAUGUGCGGAACCAGACGGAAGAUGCUUCAGAACCGAAUCGUUUACUUCAACGAGCUGCGAUACGACCCACCAGAACCCCGAGGACCCGUGAGACGGACCGCCCCGUUCCGCCUGCCUGUGGCCUGCUACUUCAACAGGUUUGUGUACUCCUACAAGAUCGGGUACCAGCCCAAGGUCCAGAUCCGCAAAGUCCUGAAAACAAUGAAGAACUCUUCUAGAUUCAUCCUGACGCUACGAAACGCUGAGUGGGAGGAGCUGUCCCGCCCCCCUCAUUACGUCCUCGGGGAGCCCAUGUUCUUCCAGGCCGAGACGUUUCUGUCCGACGGCGAGAGACUUUACGUCCACUCGUGUCACGUCACACCUGAGACGUCCCACCUGUCCUCGCCUCAGCAUCCUGUCAUAAAGAACUUUGGGUGCAUGGAGGAGAGCAGGAACAGCCGGUCCAGGUUCCUCCCGCACAGAACCGGCGCCGUCAGGUUCUCCGUGGACGCCUUCCUGUUCAAAGGCGCGGCGGCUCAGCAGCUCUACAUGCACUGCGCCAUGUCGGUGGGCGGGGCCAAGCCCACGCCGACCGCCAAGUCCUGCAGCUACGACUCGAAGACCCGCAGGUGGGUGGAGGCUUCAGGUUCUGACUCGGUUUGUGGUUGUUGUGAGUCCAGCUGCGGCGCCGAUGGUUCUGCAGAGAAUGAAGUCUUCAGCAGCACCUCGUGGACCGUAGACCCUCAGGUCAGGUCCAUGACCCCCAACAGGAACAGGAAGAAGGCUGAGGGGGCGGAGCCUGAGCUGCGCUGGCCAGUCAGAGGUGGAGGGGAGGCGUGGGUGGAGGAGGAAGCAGGUCCAGGACUUCAGAUGAUGAAACGCUGAGAGAAGAACCCGAUCAGAUUCUCAAAAACAUCAAGCUAAAAGAGCUGAACGUCCCGAAAACAGUUUAUUUAAUUUGUAAUGUUUGAUGUAUAAACCUGCUGCCACUGGGUCAACGUGGUCAUAAUGGUAACUACACACCUGUGUCUUUCACUCCCUGACUUUCUUCUUCAUGAAAGGCAGGCAGAAACAGAUUAAAAAGGAAGCCUCAGUCACUGUGAUAUUAAUAUAUUUACUUUACUUUUUUAUAAAGAAUACUGGUGAUUUAUACAAAUAUAAAUGCUUUUUGAAGCUGAAAUAAUUUACUCUUCAUAUUUAAAAAAAGUGUAAACUUGUAAAACAUUGAGUUCUUUAAUAAAAGCCAGAAUCGUUUUUUAGCUCGA
Molecule: messenger RNA, 1556 nt
Organism: Austrofundulus limnaeus
Lineage: Eukaryota; Metazoa; Chordata; Actinopteri; Cyprinodontiformes; Rivulidae
Gene: zp3d.2
Product: zona pellucida glycoprotein 3d tandem duplicate 2
Exons: 9
Coding region: 13-1176 (387 amino acids)
Biological process (GO): binding of sperm to zona pellucida; egg coat formation; positive regulation of acrosome reaction
Cellular component (GO): extracellular matrix
Molecular function (GO): acrosin binding
Source: RefSeq, a predicted model, not a curated record